Messenger RNA from Maniola jurtina (meadow brown), 3392 nucleotides. RefSeq lists its product as uncharacterized. Bases 200 to 742 code for a protein of 180 amino acids. Lineage: Eukaryota; Metazoa; Arthropoda; Insecta; Lepidoptera; Nymphalidae. The transcript is spliced from 2 exons. The record is from RefSeq and is a predicted model, not a curated record.
CAUACUGUCAUUCGCCGAGUGGUCGUCGGGCUGCGCGCGCGCCUCUCGCGCAGUUUCAUUUUGCUUCACUUGUUUGUGUUGCCUUUAUACUUGCUCACCGUCGAGGACGAGUGACGAAUUGCGCUCUUUCUGUGCUUGUGUUUGGAACUUUUUGUGAUAUUUGACGAGUUGCUAAUCACCAAUUACCGGAUUGUUAGCGAUGUACAUGUCUGGAUUUUUUAUUUUCUCUCCUGAACUAUCGGCGAGAAUGACUCCGCAAGAGGAGCGAGAAAAUUCUCGCGGAGCCGAGAUCGCGGACACGUUUGAGGACGACAUGUUCGGGCCGCCUCGCACCGAGCCCGCCGCCAGGCCCAAGCUCUCCAUGAUCUCCGCCCGCCUCCGCGCCAACGAGGAGCGCAAGCGCGUCAUCGAAAUCUGCUCACAGAAAUUGGAGAACAUCGAAGAUCCCGCCAGAGACCUGCGCAGAUCCGUGUGCAUAAACAACACGUACUGCCGCCUCAGCGAGGAAGCGCGCAGGGAGAAGGAGGCCAGAAGACGAAGGGCGCGGGAAGAGUGCGACGACUCGUGGAUAGGGAAGAAGGCGCGUCGCGCGGUCGAGGACGAGUGCUUGGCGUUGCUGGACGCGAUACCGGAGCUGGGGGACGCCAACCUGGGCUGCGCGCAGCUCGCGCGGCAGAUGCAGGAUGGCUCCCGACAGGACGCGCUGCUGCCCGCCGGCCUGCUCACCGUGCUGGACUCAUGACCGCGCCGCCCGGCGCACGUACACUCCUCGCUGUGAUGCCAGCGCACCGAGUGAAGACUCGCGCGAGCCGAAGCGCUCGAGUCGCUGACCGAGAUAUCGGCCGCGUUAGGAACAAAUUCACCCGAAUGAGCCGACGCGCUCCGGAUCGCGGUCGAGCGCGCCUCGCAACCUGACCGCUGGACAUCUCAUUGAUAGAAUUCUUGUCACCCCGGAACGGACGGACGACGACGUUAGCCAAUUCUUUGUUAUUAAGAGGAGUACUUACUUUGUUAGCGUGUUUUUAUAAUUUAGUGAAAGUUGCUCAGGUACCGGCGGGUGCGGUCCGAUUGUGUUCGACGAUCGCUUCUCGUGUCCGAGGACCCGCAGUGUUCUGUCAGAUGUGACGACGUGUCGCAGUGUAGGUCGGGAGUAGAGUGAGGACGUUCAUCGGUUGACGUUGGGAGAUAUGUAGAUUGUAAGCCAUAAUUAUUAAUGCAUUAUUGUACUAUAAAUAAUUAAAUGAAUCGUGAUUAAGGUAUAGUGCAAAACAACUGGGAACGGUAGCAUUUACGAAGCGAAGAUAACAUCGGAUCGGAGUAGCUUUCUUUGUUUGAUUUUUUAAUGUUCGGUGGACUGAGAAAACGCGUACGUGAGCGCUACGACGAAAAGAUAACGUGUAAUGUAGAACAACAGUAUUUCGCAUCCGAUAAAAUUUGAAAGUAAAAGCCAAAUGCGCUUCGCUGCGAAGCGUGAGCGGGAAGGCAGCUAAGCAUAUUAAGAAAUACUUGGAGUACAGUGGGCAAUCGAAUGUUACGUAUUAUCGUCGUAUAAUAUGCUCGUAACAAAAGAAAAAACCUUAUAAGUGAUGACGUGUAGCCGUCGUCGGCGCUCCACUCAGCUGCAGAUGAGCGUAUGUGACCUUACUCGUGUAUUAGAUAGGCAAGGCCAAGCGUUGGCCCAACUACCCGAACAUUUGUUCAAAAGUGCAUUUCAAUAAGUCUGAUUUUCUCAUCGACUGUUAAAUUGGUUUAUGUUUUAGUUUUGUAUAUACUUUUGUUUUAACGUUACCUUAUCUCACAAUUUACGCCGUGUUACCAUUUUGGUUUAUAAUUGGUUGGUGUGAAGUAUGCGAAUCAUUAUGUAGGUGGCUACUUAUCGUUAUUUAGCGAAUACAUUUAUAUGUGUGUUGUGUCAUUGUUAAUUUAUUUUAGAAUGAUUUUAGUUGGAAGUGUAAUGGAAUGGUAAAGCAGGUUGUGCAAUUGCGAGUGUUUCGUAUGCGUUGUGCAAUGGAAUAAAGUUGAGAAGUUAUUUUAUUGAAAUCUUAAUUGUCGCAAAAUAUAUCGGUUGUAGCCCGUUUCGCCCCUCUGAAUAGUAAAUAGGUACCUGUAGGAGGGCGAGGGGAUGCGGCAGUGGGGGUGAAGUGGAGGGGCGAGAGGGCAUCAGAGGGAGUAGGGCGCUCCGUUCCCAGCACCUCCUGUGAUAUUAGCCUAGCCUAUAUGUCGUAUUGUAUUUUGUGCUAGUUUCCCCAACCGACUUUUUUUGGACUUAAGACGCUAUGUAUAAAGAAAACGCUUGUAUAAAAUUGAUUCCUUUUAUAUGUAUUGGCCAUUUUAUACGGAUUAACCGGUUUUUCGAGUCGUAUACCCGACGUUAGUGCGUUUAGAUGUUUUUGUCACUGUAUUAUAAAGAAAUGUAGGUUUCCUUUUUUUGUAUGGCGUUUGUAUGUUGAUAAGAAUUGUGUAUUAUACAAUUAAGUGCUUAUACCACUUCGCCGCUGGAUGACUUCCGGCCUUUGAUGCAACUAAUACGGUUGAACGGGACUUAUUAUGCAAAAAUAAGUAUUCAGAAAGAUGAUUUCCAUAAGUUAUGUCGAUGUCCCUUUCUAUUAACGGUAACGAUCAGGUGAAAGAAAGGGACGGAUAGGGCACAGCCGUUGCCUUCCAGUCCUUUCUGAAUACGCGUCCUAAAUCAUGUUGACUAGUUGUUAAACCAGAGACUACCAAAUGUAUUUUUAAAAGAAUAUAAUUGUGAAGCGCACAUAAGAUUAAGAAGUAUUUUUUUGUUAUUUCAACAUUUAGGAAAAGUUUGUAAAAAAGAAAUGCAGAUAAAAAUGUAAUUGUUGUUUUGUAGGUUAAUUAUCGCCUCUUUUACCUCGCUAAAUUUUUUUAACUGUUAGAUUUUAGAGUGUCAAAUGUUUUACUUAAAAAAGAUAACAUUCCAGAAUCAACUUUGACGAUUACUUUAUACUUAUACCUUAGCGUAAUUUUGCCAUUGGGAUUUAUUAUGCUAUCAACUAGGGAUAAGGUUCAAAAUUGUGAGAAAUUAUAGGUAUGCGGUAGCUAUCACGAACUUCAACGGUAAAAUGAGGAACUGAUAUAAUCUAAAAGCACUUUGUUAUUUUCUAGGAAAAUAGUGAAAUUACUUAACAAUAUUAUGAUUUGUAAAACUUAAGUGUUGAGUAGCAAAGUUUUACAAAAAUUACGUCAAUGAAUUUUAACAAUUUUACUAUGAUCUUAAAUUAUGGUCACAAUAUACUUUUUAAUUUUUUAUGUUUAGUACAAGGUUUCUAUUAUGUUAACGCCCCUAAAUAAAUAAGAUGUUUUGUAAAAAGAUAAUGCGUUUAUAUUUUUUAUGAAAGAUAUAAUUGUACAAUAAAAAGUCAUACUCAUUA